Messenger RNA from Platichthys flesus (European flounder), 2625 nucleotides. Its product is annotated as paired box protein Pax-3-like. Gene Ontology annotation, biological process: anatomical structure development; regulation of transcription by RNA polymerase II. The transcript is spliced from 8 exons. The coding region runs from base 214 to 1725 and encodes 503 amino acids. The record is from RefSeq and is a predicted model, not a curated record. Gene Ontology annotation, molecular function: RNA polymerase II cis-regulatory region sequence-specific DNA binding; DNA-binding transcription factor activity, RNA polymerase II-specific. Lineage: Eukaryota; Metazoa; Chordata; Actinopteri; Pleuronectiformes; Pleuronectidae.
CCACCUCCGGAUACACUCGUCUCUGAGGGAUUCCCCCUUUCUGUCUCCGGGUCUGGCACAACCUGUUACUCGAAGGAAAAGGGAGGCUGCGUCGCGUCUUCAGCGAAGUUUUGAGAUUUUGCAACUUACAGAAGGUUAUUUUGUCGGAUUAAAGAAAAGAAAAGCAGAGGUAGUUCUGUUUCCAGUGUGAAACCUGACAGAGAGUCAGGAGCCAUGACAGCGCUGGCUGGAGGUUUACCGAGGAUGAUGAGACCGAGUCCUCACCAGAACUUCCCGCGGGGAGGAUACUCUCUGGAAGUCUCCACUCCGUUAGGACAGGGUCGGGUCAACCAGCUCGGCGGCGUCUUCAUAAACGGCCGACCUCUCCCCAACCAUAUCCGCCAUAAGAUCGUGGAGAUGGCCCAUCACGGUGUUCGGCCGUGCGUAAUCUCCCGGCAGCUGCGUGUGUCCCACGGCUGCGUGUCCAAGAUCCUCUGCCGGUACCAGGAGACCGGCUCCAUCCGGCCGGGGGCCAUCGGAGGCAGCAAGCCAAAGCAAACCGCUGCUCCAGAGGUGGACAAGAAAAUCGAGGAGUACAAGUCAGAGAACCCGGGUAUGUUCAGCUGGGAAAUCAGGGACAAGUUACUGAAAGAAGGAAUCUGCGACAGGAACAACGUCCCCUCAGGUUGGAGAAAGUUUCAAACGUUGAGCGCCAUCAGCCGCAUCAUGCGCUCCAAGUUCGGCGGGGUCGGUGAGGAUGAGGACGAUGAGGAGGUGGUGAAGAGGGAGAUGGAGGAAAACGAACCGCGCACAAAACACAGCAUUGACGGAAUUCUGGGAGACAGAUCCAGUCACUCAGACGAGGGCUCCGACGUGGACUCAGAGCCUGGCCUGCCCCUGAAGAGGAAGCAGCGCCGCAGUCGGACCACCUUCACGGCGGAGCAGCUGGAGGAGCUGGAGAGGGCCUUCGAGCGCACACACUACCCCGACAUCUACACACGGGAGGAGCUGGCUCAGCGGGCCAAGCUGACAGAGGCUCGAGUGCAGGUGUGGUUCAGCAACAGGAGAGCCCGGUGGAGGAAGCAAGCUGGAGCCAGUCAGCUGAUGGCGUUCAACCACCUCAUCCCCAGUGGGUUCCCUCCGUCGGCCAUGUCAGGCCUGCAGUCCUAUCAGCUGUCCGACAGCCCUUACCCUCCUACUUCCAUAGCUCAAAGUCAGCCCGGCACAGUCCACAGACCGCAGCCACUGCCGCCCACGUCCGUGCACCAGAGCGGCCUCAGCUCGUCGGCGGGCUCUCAGGAUCCCAGCUCGGCGUACUGCCUGUCUUCCGGACGUCACGGCUUCUCAGGAUACUCGGACAGCUUCGUGACUUCGUCGGGCCACAGCAACGGCGUGAACUCCACCAUCGGCAACAGCCUCUCGCCACAGGUGAUGGGCCUGUUGAAUCCAGGUGGAGUGCCACACCAGUCCCAGAGCGACUUCGCCCUCUCCCCGCUGACCGGAGGCCUGGAGCCCAACGGAGGCAUGGCCGCCAGCUGUCACGGCUCCCAGCGCCUGGACACUCUACCUGGCCUGACCAGCAUGCCCAGCCUUCCCAGCACCCAGUCUUACUGCACACCGUCCUACGGCUCCCCCGCCUACGCCGUGGACCACCAUCCAUCCUACCAGUACGGACAGUACAGUCAGAGCAAGGUGCGUUUGAAAUACCCUGUUCAUACCGCUUGUUUAAGGAUUCUCCUUUCCUAGAAUUGAAUGCAAAUUGUGUAUAAUUGAUUGGCGGCCAUGUCCUCUUGUGACCCCUCCGCUGGUUUAGCUACUUAGGCUCAAUUCUCUGACUCACAACCCGGGUUAAUUGCGCGGACGGCUCUGAUGAGCGAGCGUCUCAAAUCACCCAGGGGCUGUGCUGAAAUUACAUGUACGUUAAAGAGCGCUAGCUGGCGGGUUGCCUCAGUUUACAUUACCAUCACCGGGCUAUCCACGUGGCUCGAUGCAGAGGCACGUCCAGGUCGUACAGCCCAGCGCACGCAUUCUCCCUCUGUCCUUUCGUGACCCCCGUAUGAUGAGCUCGCCCCAUCAAACCCUCGGUCUACCUCAGCUAGCCAUGUAAUGACCCCUGCGUAACAUAGAUCGCCGGCCAAAUGAAAGGAGCCACUUCCCAGAGCAUGUUUGACAGGAGGGAGGGGUGCAUGUUACUGUUGUCCGGGGCUGAUCUGAGGUACACCACCGCAUGUGGACAUCAGUGGCAACAUCUUGAUGUCAUUAAUUUAGCCGGGCCUGGGAGGGACCCGCAUAUAGGUUGUGUGGGUUUGAUGAAAAGUGUGUGUGUGUGUGUAUGUGAGUGUAGACAUGUAGGUGUGUGUGUACAAGGGAAGGGUUAGGGGCUCUUUAACAGGGGGCGAUUAUGGCCCUUGGCAGGCCAGGAUUAGAACCAUGUGUCCCACUGGAGGUCAAAUUCAGAGUUGUUACUGAUCAGUGGAGCAGAGCCCAGGUCCUCCAAGAGCAGUUUUCUUAUUUCACAUCAAACUUAUCCAUUCAAACCGACUCUGACCUGCUCUCACACAUAUUUCUGUCCAAAAUGUUCCUUUUUCCAUCAGGGGAUGUAAGCCCCUAAAUAGAAAGCAAACUGAAUCUCUCUAACCCUCCCGA